Messenger RNA from Cryptosporidium ubiquitum, 921 nucleotides. RefSeq lists its product as uncharacterized. Gene Ontology annotation, molecular function: ribosome binding. The coding region runs from base 1 to 921 and encodes 306 amino acids. The transcript has a single exon. Gene Ontology annotation, biological process: intracellular monoatomic cation homeostasis. The record is from RefSeq and is a predicted model, not a curated record. NCBI's taxonomy places the organism in Eukaryota, Apicomplexa, Conoidasida, Eucoccidiorida, Cryptosporidiidae. Gene Ontology annotation, cellular component: mitochondrial inner membrane.
AUGAUUAGAUUUGGGAAAGUGAUAGAGGCGAUAGCAGGGAGAUCGCAUCUAAGAAGUUUAAAUCACUCAUUAAAAGAAGGAUUUAGAUGGAGCAUUAAUGGGUUUUGGCUUUUUUGUCUAAAUAUAAAAUGUUCAAACUCAUUAAUAUGUAAAAGAAUAUUGGGGAAUGGCCUCACUUUUAAUGAAAAGCAAUUGGUAAAGACAACUAUUAAGGACACCAUUAAAAUUCUUCCACUCUCCUUUUUUAUUAUCAUUCCCUUUGCAGAGUUUGGACUCCCUUUUGCAAUAAAAUUAUUUCCAAACAUGCUCCCUUCAACUUUCACACUUAAAAAUAUAAAAGAAAAGGACAAUAAUUCGCUUGACAAAAAAAAAAAUGAACUUUUGAGGUUCCGUUCACUUAUCCAGAAUGUUAUUUCAAAUUUAAAAAAAUCGGAUGAUUCUAGUAUUAGUUCGGGGUUAAAUAGUUUAGAGAAAAUUCAAAGGCAAUUAUUGGAAAGUAAAGAAUUUGAUCAAAGAGAACUGCGUGAAAUAAUUUCCGGGCCUAUUAAAGAUAGGUUAGAGCUAGAAAAUUUAAAUAUAGAGACACUUCAGUCAAUUUCAAGAAUAAUGGGCAUACCUUCUAUAAAAAACAAAUUCUUUUUAAUGUUCAUGAUAAGGCAUAAAAUGUUGAAACUCAAAAACGAAGAUAAAGAUAUUCUUUGGGAUGGAAUAGAUCAAAUUAACAAACAGCAGCUAGAAAAAGUGCUGGUUUCAAGGUUUAUAGAUAGUAAAAGAAAAGAAAAUGGCAUUGAAGAAUACAAAGAAUCGUUAAUGAGUUGGAUUAAAUUAUCUUCAAUGAGUCAAUUACCAUUAUCUUUAAUUCUAUGGAUUCAAGCAACAAGAUUAACUAGUAAAGAUAUCGAUAAAUUAUCAACCUUGUAG